This is a messenger RNA of Labrus bergylta (ballan wrasse), 430 nucleotides long. The record is from RefSeq and is a predicted model, not a curated record. Lineage: Eukaryota; Metazoa; Chordata; Actinopteri; Labriformes; Labridae.
GUUGUCGUAGUUGUUGUUGACUUGUUGUCGUAGAUGUUGUGAUUGUCGUUGGUAUAAUGGUCUCAGGACUUUGAUGUGUCCUCACAUCCACACUUAAAGGUCUGUCUGACUCAUGAUCUCUCUUCUUAUUGGUCAGUCCAACAGACAGAAUCCCUCCAAUAAGAUGCUGCCGUCCACUCCGUCUGAUAAAGCUCUGAGGAAGUAUGAACACAAGAUCAACCUGGAUAAGCUGAAUUAUGCUGACUCAGUGAUUAAUAAAGUGACGACGAUGCAGAAACAGAAAGAUUCCGACACGUACAGAGUGAAGGACAAAUCAGAUCGAGCCACAGUGGAACAGGUUUUAGAUCCACGCACUCGAAUGAUUCUCUUCAAGAUGCUGAGUCGAGGAAUCAUCAGCGAAAUCAAUGGCUGCAUCAGCACCGGGAAGGAG